Molecule: messenger RNA, 1560 nt
Organism: Tarenaya hassleriana
Lineage: Eukaryota; Viridiplantae; Streptophyta; Magnoliopsida; Brassicales; Cleomaceae
Product: origin of replication complex subunit 4
Exons: 16
Coding region: 34-1290 (418 amino acids)
Biological process (GO): DNA replication initiation; DNA replication
Cellular component (GO): nuclear origin of replication recognition complex; nucleus
Molecular function (GO): ATP hydrolysis activity; ATP binding; DNA replication origin binding
Source: RefSeq, a predicted model, not a curated record
CCGCCACUCCCAAUCCAGGAAGCGGCGGUUCCGAUGGAAAAGGAGGAGCCGGCGGUGAAAUCCCUAAAUCUGAUUCGUGGCAGACUCUGCAAUCCUAGUUUUGUCUUCAGAUCUCUUUCAGGUUCACCGGACGGCAACUAUAGCAAGUUGAAGUUUAUAAUAUCGAGCUCGGUCUCAGAGGGAUGUAACAACACCAUCUUGCUUCUGGGUCCUCGCGGUUCUGGAAAAGCUGCUGUAUUUGAUCUCGUUGUAGGUGAUUUAUUACAAGAAUUUCCUGAUUCAGUGUCCGUGAUCAGAUUGAAUGGACUCUUGCAUAGUGAUGACAAUUGUGCAUUCAAGGAAAUUGCCAGACAGUUAUGUACGGAGCACCACUUGCUAUUCUCAAAAAUGGCGUCAUUUGAUGAGAAUUUACAGUUCAUGAUAGCUAUGCUGCGGGAAUGUGGUCUAGCACAUAAGACUAUCAUUUUUGUGCUUGAUGAAUUCGACAUGUUUGCACAGGGUAAGCAGCGAUUGCUUUACAGCUUGUUGGAUGCUAUGCAAUCUGUAACAUCACAAGCGGUUGUUGUCGGUAUAAGUUCUCGCCUGGAUGCCGACCAACUUCUGGAGAAAAGGGUGAGAUCUCGCUUUUCUAACAGAAAGCUUUUGUUUCUUCCUCCAUCUAAGGAAGAACUUGACAGCUUAUUGGUACAUCUGCUGUCUCUGCACACGGACUCAAGCUUUUCCAAUGAAUAUGUUACUCAAUUCAAUGAGAGGAUUAAAAAAAUAACUGCAGAUGCAAGAUUUAAAGAUAUACUGGAGACAUUUUUUAAUGCCAAUUCUACUGUCAACAGCUUGCUGAAGCUUCUGUUCAGUGCCGUUUCUUCGAUGGAUCUGAAUUCCGGCUUGCUCUCCCUUGAGAAUUUCAAAAGUGCACUUUCAAUUAUGCAAAGGCAGACGAAGUUGGAAGCUGUCAGAGAUUGUUCGGUGCUGGAACUCUAUAUUCUGGUAUGCAUGAAGAGAUUAGAAGCUAAGGAGCAAAGCUCAUACAAUUUCAACUCAGUCAUGAAAGAGUACAAGGCUAUACAUGAUUCUUUCCAAACUUCGGAUUACUAUGCGCGAACAGUCUGCCUACGGGCAUUUGAGCACCUCCUACAACGGGAACUAAUCUGCUAUGCAGACAACAGGGGGCAGGCUCAGACAGUUGAAUAUCGUCCUGCAAAUCUUCUGAUAUCAGCCUUUGAGCUUCACCAUGGAAUGAGAUCACAUAAGUGUUGCCCUGCAAUUCUUCUCAAGUUAUUGGAUCAUCUUUGAAGAAUCCAAAUUUGCGUCUUGUGGCGUGCUCCUCACGCGCUCCCUUUUACAGCUUCCCCCUCUACUUGUAUCUUACAUUUCCUAUGCCUCUGUUUUUUAUAUUUGAUCUUGUAAUUCUAUCCGAGUUCUAAAAAAGAGUUUUUCUAUCUAUUGCAACGGAGAGACGCCGUCCAUUUGAGCAUUAGCAUCUUGGAUGUGAAACUAAAACAAAGUUUACACGUGGACGGUCGGGUAUGAACUUUUCGGCUCUCGGUAUGAGCCCAGUGUUUA